This is a messenger RNA of Medicago truncatula (barrel medic), 1393 nucleotides long. Its product is annotated as F-box/kelch-repeat protein At3g06240. Bases 234 to 1217 code for a protein of 327 amino acids. Lineage: Eukaryota; Viridiplantae; Streptophyta; Magnoliopsida; Fabales; Fabaceae. The transcript is spliced from 2 exons. The record is from RefSeq and is a predicted model, not a curated record.
AAUGAUAAAUCGUUUAAAAACCCUAAUUCAUUUCAUCUUCACUCUCGAUCGCUACUGUCUGUGAGUGUGGGUUGGGUUACAGAGGUUCGCGAAGUUCUACUUUCGAUUGCUACUUCAACUUCGGCGCUUUGAACCUGAGAAGAUGGAGAAAUCAAUUUCAACUGAAAAGCGAGGACGAUGGAUCAUGUCUCCUUUUACAACAGACUCUGCCAUAUCCACACUAUCAUAGUCACAUGUUGUAUUUGCUUUCUGGUGAGAGGUUUGAGAAUAAAGUCAAAUUAGGUUCGCCAACUCCGUUCAGAAAGUCUGACAACCCUGGAUUUAUAUUGGGUCCCGUUAUUAACGGAAUUGUUUGUCUUUACCAAAGUGGUACAAAUGUUGUAUUAUGGAAUCCAACUAACGGCGAAUUUAAGGUGCUUCCUGAAAGUCCUACUGAGUUAGAGCCCUCAGUACGUUAUGAGAUUGAACUGGAACGACUUCAUGGAUUUGGUUAUGACAGUGUUAGCGACGACUAUAAGGUGAUUCGCCAUGUACAGUAUGAACUGAAUUUAUCCGACUAUGAAAAUGAUGAUAGCGACUUUGAAGGUGAUGCGUUAUCUGACUAUGAAAGCGAUGCGGUAAGUCUGCCAACUAGCAUGUCACGUGAUGAUGUGUGGGAGAUAUACAGCUUAAGAAGUAACUCUUGGAGGAAACUUGAUUUGGAUAUGCCUUGUGGUAUGAGGACUAGUGUAGGUGUCUAUGUGUAUUUGAAUGGAGCGUGUCAUUGGUGGGAUGACGACGACGACGAUGAUAAUGACGCAUAUUUGGUGUCAUUUGACUUAAGCAAGGAGGUCGUUUGUAUAACACCCAUGCCCUCAACUAAGAUUGUUAAUUUUGAUUCUGGAUUAGAGAUGAGACACUUGACGGUGUUAAAUGACCACAUUGCUUUGAUCUCAUAUUUUGAACUGUCGGCUACUUUUCACAUAUCAAUUUUGGGUGAAGUUGGUGUGAAGGAGUCUUGGACUAAACUCUUCAUUCUAACCUUACCUGGCAUUCAUCAUCCUAUUGGAGAGGGAAGGAAUGGUGAUUUAUUCUUCAGAAGAGAUGAUAACAAACUGGUUUGGUUUAACUUGAGAACCCAGAUGAUGGAGGAACUUGGUAUUAAAGGGCAAAUGCAUUGUUGUCAGGUAGUCAUUUACAAGGAAAGCCAUCUUUCCCUUGGAGGAUUGAAUGGUUGAUUAUUUUUCCUUUUUUAUCUCAGAUUUCACCCUAGAGGUUUAUGGUAAUGGUUAUUAGGUUUUUACCUUGUAUGCAAAUUGGCUUGUCAAUUGCGCAAAUCAUAAUUAGUUUCAAGACAAGUUAUAGAAUGAUUGAUGUAUGAAUCUUGGUUUAUGGAUUUUAUUUUGAUGUUUAA